This is a messenger RNA of Lepisosteus oculatus (spotted gar), 3032 nucleotides long. It is a transcript of the gene dnaaf5, whose product is annotated as dynein axonemal assembly factor 5. Gene Ontology annotation, cellular component: cytoplasm. The record is from RefSeq and is a predicted model, not a curated record. Gene Ontology annotation, biological process: cilium movement; inner dynein arm assembly; outer dynein arm assembly. Lineage: Eukaryota; Metazoa; Chordata; Actinopteri; Semionotiformes; Lepisosteidae. Gene Ontology annotation, molecular function: dynein intermediate chain binding.
CGCCUCUGGUUGCCAUAACGACGGAGCAACGGCAGCAAUGGCGGCCGGGGACGAGCGUGCUGCAGCUGAAGUAAUGCAAACUAUAGCCCGACACUUGAACUGCUUGAACGAAGCAAAUAAACACACCAGAAAGAGAGCGCUGGAGUCGAUUCGAGCAGAAACCUUCGACAAAAGGCUUUCCAGCGGUGUGCUCCAGGAAGUGUUUGACUGCCUGCUCAAGCCUCUCUUGAAGUGCCUGUCAGACCCCGCGGAGAGAUGCAGGGAAUGCGCUGUCAGCAUGAUCGGUGACUUCAUUAAGUGUGUGCCCAAGCCGGAGGAGAGCUUACCCUAUCUCAUCCCCGCUGUCGCCCAGCGCCUGGGCGGCUGCGAGAUUUUGGAGCCCUCGGAGGAGUUGCGGCUGUCCCUGCUGGAGGUGCUGACUCUGACUGUGGAGGUGUGCGGGAGACGGCUUGCUCCCUACCUCGACGACGUGGUGAGAAUCCUUCAGAAAACCAUCGUCGACCCUUUCCCAGAGGUGAAGAAGGAAAGCUGUAAAUGCACAGUGAGCUUUGCCCGGGCUGUGCCAGAACAUUUUCACAUGCAGUCUGAAUCUCUUGUGAAGCCUUUAAUGCAAACCAUCUCACACCAGCACUCCAAGGUGCGAGUGGCUGUGAUUGAAGCAACAGGCUCAGUGAUCCAGUAUGGAACAGGCAAGUCCAUGGAUGAUGUGCUAUCACACUUAGCCCAGCGACUGUUUGAUAAUGCACCACAGGUCCGACAGGCUGUUACAAAAGUGGUGGGAAAUUGGCUUUUGAAUCUACGGGACAGAUACUCAUAUUUUCACAAAUUGAUUCCACUCCUUCUGAGCAGCUUUAGUGAUGAGAUUCCUGAAAUACGGCAUCUAGCAGUUGAUUAUUGGAAGGAGACAGGUUCCCAGUGGCAAAAAGAGAAUGAAGACGACUUGAAGGAUAAGCUUGACUUUUUGACCUCAAACCCCUCUCUGUAUCCAGCCGGAGUGGAACGGCCAGGUCUGGGCUGUCGAGAGCUGAUUUUUAGGAAUUUGUCGAAAAUCCUGCCGGCGCUCAGCAGGGACGUGACCGACUGGGUGGUGGGGACCAGGGUCAAGUCUGCCCAGCUCCUGGCCGUCCUGCUCCUGCAUGCUGAGGACCACAUCACACAGCACAUGGAGCUCAUUCUCUGCACUUUGUACAGGGCCUGUGCUGAUGAGGAGAAGGAAGUUGUGAAGAAUUGUUUGGAGGCAGCAAACUUAAUUGGGACAUUUGUCGAUCCUGAGGUCUUCCUGAAGCUGAUACUGAGCCAUCUGAAGAGAUCGUCCUCCCCAGCUCAUCUCAUGGUCCUGAGUGCAGUGAUUAGAGGAUGUUCAGGACCAGCACUGAAGCCACACCUUCACAAGAUUGUUGACGCCUUGUGUCACCCUGACAUCAGCCAAGAUUCUGAAAAGCUGGAGUACUUGGAGCAGUUGCUGAGUUGCGUGCAGGCAUUGCUUGCGCAGUCUGGACACGACUGCGGAGACAUCAGUCUCCAGCUGCUGAAAGUUUUAGUGACCAUUCAGUCUCUGUCCUCAGAUCAACCACUUCAUGACAAGGUGCAAGAGAUGAUGACUCUCCUGUAUACACAACAGGGCCUGAGCAGUCGGACAGAGCUUUACCGGCAGCACAUCGGAGAGCUGAUUGAGUGGUUAGCAGCCAGCCAAAACAGCUGGACAAGUUACUCUCUGGAGAGACUGCAGUUUGAAGUCAUUGUCAUUCAGUCAGGACCUGUGACGGGAGAGGCCCUUCCCGUGAUAAUCCCGGUCCUGAAGACAUGCCUGCAGCCCAGCCGGGACCCAGAGAUGAGGCUAAAGCUCUUCACAAUGCUGUCCAGGCUCCUGCUGAACGCCAGCGAGACGGUGGACUCGCGGGGAGAGUUCAGCAGCUACCUGGAUUCCUUUCUGAGAGAUAUUCUGAUUCCUAAUCUGCUCUGGCAUGCUGGACGGACUCCAGCUGCAAUUCGCACCACUGCAAUAUCUUGCCUGUGGGCACUUCUGUACAGUGGAACGCUUUCAGGAGCUCGGAUGAUGACCGUCCACAGUGAGCUCAUGCCCCACGUGAUCGCCGCUCUUGACGAAGACUCCAAAACGACUCGUCAGAUGGCUUGCCGUAUCCUCGCUUCUCUUUUGAAACUUUGUGGAUGCCAGCUGGACCCAGACGGGCUGAACAAGGUUUAUCCCGAGCUCUUGAAACGCCUGGAUGACGCCUGUGAUGAAGUGCGCCGUGCGGCCGCUAAAGCCUUGGGCGCCUGGUUCCAGUGCGUCGGGGACGAGUACGACAGAGCCCUCUUCAAGAGCCACGUCGAGUUUCUGUUCCGUGGGCUGCUGGUUCACCUUGAUGACCCAGAAACCAGUAUUCAGAAUGCCGUAUUCGAUGUUUUGAAGGAAGGCAGCGCUGUUUACCCGUCGCUCCUGAAGCAGGAGGUCGAAGCUGUGAAGGAGAAGCACCGCUCCCCAUUCUACUGCGAUAAACUCCUGCAGCACAUCAGCCAGCUGCCAGAGGACAGGGUUUGAAUUUCAGCGCGAUCCCCCUCUGCAAACCCCUCUCAACACAGAUGUGUUUCAUGUUUGUCUGUGCAGCUCAUCUGCCAAAUGUGUACGAAAUUACAAGUCUACAGAACUGACCCACAUCACAUUAGAUGUAUCUAGUAAGCAGCUAAACAUUCCCUUCAAUUUUUUUCCUGCAUUUCAAAUUAAAUGCACAUGCUCAUUUCUACUACUUAGUGUUUCUUUAAGGGUUUAGCCAUUAAACAAGAUUUUUUAUUGUUUUCUUAUAAGUUAUGAUGGUGAUGUAACUUUGUAUGUAAUUGAUUACCUUUUAACAUUUAUUUCACACGAUCAAAUUUAUAGAAAUUUGAAAAUUCUUUGUUAACACAUACAGUACAUUGUAUUUGUGCUGCACAGAGGAAUGUGAAAUUUAUGCAUGUGUGAGAUGUUCAGUGCCUUAACUUAUUCAAAUUGUGCUUUAUAUUUUUUAAAUAAACAUUGCUCUUUGUUUUCUUUA